GCCCACUUAUAAGAUAAACGUGGGACAGUAUUUGCUAUUAGAGCGGCACCUUUUCCAUUCAGCGCAUCAGUUCGAGAGAGGCUAAGAAAACCAAACUAUCACGAGGAAAUGUCUUCCCAAGCGGUAAAAAACUGUUUUAGGCCAAAUGAUUGCACCAGGAAAGCUAAUGUGGCACUGAUCACAGGUGUUACUGGACAGGUUAGAGAUAUAACGCAUUUAUUUUUAGACUGUGUGUAUUUUCCAUGAUCAGAUUACAAAACGAUAUUGCCCGAUUGCAAUGGUGUAUCAACUUUAGUAUUUUCAUUAAGAAAAUCCAUCUAUUGAACAUGGAUAACUUCAUGUUUCAGUACUUUGUCUUCAAAUUGUGUGGGUAAUCCAAACACACUGGCUUUCAUCAGGUGUGAAUAACGUUUGUAAAGAUAAAAGCGGACCGUCCAAAUAAGGUUCUCUAAAACACGCGAUGUGAAUUUAGUGUAUGUUAGGGUUCAUAUGAUCGUACGUAUUCAUAGCGUUUAAAAAUUAUGGCUGUGCCGUCAACCAGUUUGGAUAGGAACAGGCAAAGGGUCUGGGAUCGCUUUAAACAGCACCUGAGCACCACCAAACAUCAGCAUUUAUCAGAAAAGAAUACACCGCCUUUACGGGCAAUAAUUUUUUCCUCUAGACAAUCUUGUUUAAUAACAAGCGGAAUCACCUUAUAAAUGCUCAAACUUUCCGGGUAUAUUAGUUUAAUAUUGCGGAUCAAUCAGGUUUGUUACUAAAGCCAGGCAAAAUCAGAACUAUUCUGCCAUCACAAGAAAAAACCUUUUCUGCAGAGGCUGAAUGAUAAAAUAAAAUAACGAUUCUUUCCUCAGACCACUUGAAUGUUAUUUUAUAGCAUUCGCAUUUACCGUUUUCCUUUGGUCGCGCAUCGUAAGAAGUAAGGUUUUCCUAAGACCUUGAAAUGUAAUGUUUUGAUUGGUUGAAACACACUCACACGUGGCGUCGCACAGCAGCAGUCAUUUUGUCACGGCAACCGGCAUUUUCUGAUUUGAAACCCCAGGUACUGAGAGUCCAGAGGUUGCUUAGAGUUUUUCUCCUCUAUUUUUGUGAACAUGGCAGAGGCAAAACGCAAAAAGAAAGUGGCUUUAAUUACGGGCAUAACUGGACAGGUGAGGCAAUUCAAGAGAGUUAUUUAAUGCUCAGCGCUCAGAGAAUACCGAUCGAUGGAGCAUAACACGCGUUUAAUUAAUAAAUUCUGUAGAGAGCGUACAUCCACACGUGUUAGAAGUUCUUAAUAGUUUUCAUAAAAUUCGAAUGGAAAUUAGAGUCCUUCAUGUUCUCAAGUAGUCCUCUGGCGAUUUCAAUGCUGACAAUUUACAACAAAUCUUUCGAUAUGAAGUAAUCUUCCCAAACCACAUGUUUAGUGGUUGCUGGCAAGGCGCUCAAAUUGGUCUUAAGGGAAUAUAGAUUUAGAACUAUAGGUGUUGGAAAAACGAAUGUAAAAGAUGUUGAAUUUGCAUAACUGCAUCUUGAAGACAUCUGGAUGGUAAUGUGUGUGUACGUGAUUUUAGGAGUGUAGCGCCAAUACUACCUUCUGAGAUCGGAUGCUGCAGCAUUGAGAACCUGAUUCAAUACCCAACCAAAGUUACCUUUAGGUAAUUUAGUGUUAACAGCUGAGCUGGAAAGGUAAAUUGGCCACCGUAAAGGGUUAAAAAGCUGACGUUUCGAGCGUCAAUCGCUCUGACGAAGGGCUAACGCUCGAAACGUCAGCUCUUUUACCCUUUACGGUGGCCAAUUUACGAUUUCAACUCAGUUGUUAACACUAAAUUACCUGCCACACUCUUCCACCGACGCAGCACCACAGUUUCUUUAAAAACUUACCCCCUUUAUUCAAAGUUACUUUUAGGUUUACUGAAUUUGGAAAAACGUAGUUAUUAAAAGGAUGGCCUUACUUGAGCAACUUAAACCGAGUGAAUGAAAUAUAUCAUUUCGCACGGCUAUGAACAGUUAUAUCAAAUUACUGUGAUGGCAAGACUAGAUUGGUAGUUUACAACAGUCUCAUCCCAAAAGUCUAAUUGAUCUAGACGAUAACAAAGUUAUCCAUGGGGAGAGAUCUGCAAAGAUUUCCAUAUUACUUGUCACACUAUUCUAAAACAAAGUUGAAGUCCCUCAGGCAAACUGAUGUCUUCUAUAAUUUUUUCAUCAAUCCAAGAACUGUAUGCAUAAUUAAGUAUGGCUUUGUACAAAAAUCUUGUCAAAGGGAUAUUCUUUUUGUCAAAAGCACGAGAAAAAGGAUAAAUCAAAGUUCCCCACCAUCAUCAAGAAAUCAGUCCACAGACCUUCAGAUUUUUUGCACUAGAAGCUCUAACAUUGAUCUGCAAAGUACUCAAUGGUGAGCUCUUUCUUGGUGGUCAGUUGCAUCCAUCAACGACUUCAGUAUGCACUACCAAUCUAUUAAAGGCUGCUAUAUGAUCAGUGAGUCCCAGCCUUGAUGUGUACAUGAGGGAAGAAGAACUGUGCUGACUCUUUGAUGAGUAGUGAAUAAUUGUGAUAAAUCCUGCUUUCUGCGGUAGCGUGAAGCAACCAGGAUCAAUCCUUUCACUCCCAUGAGUGACUUCUUACUUUAUCAAUACAAUAUCAGGCAAGCAAGUGAUGAAAAUAAGGAAAAAUAUCAAAUAUGGUAAUGUUAGUUGAUCCAACACCAAACUCUACUAACUAAAAUUGGUAGAAUUGUAUGGAAAACAGUAAAGAGAAUUACUAAGAUCUUGGAAGCAAAAGGGUUCAGUCUCCUUCCCCCCCCCUUUUUUUUUUACUGGUGAGAUGCUUGUACAUUAUGGUUCAUUUCCUUUCUUCCUUUCCCUGAAGAAUCAGGAGUUUCCCACCCAGUUCCCUGCUACCUAGAGUGGUGUUAUGAGAUUAAGUGUUUUGUGAGAAAAGUCAUGACAAGAACUUGACCAGAAAUUAAAGCCACAGUCACCAGUCAAUCUGACCAGACUUUUGAAUGCCAACAUGCCAAGCUUCUACCUCCUUGUAAACAGGCUCUUACCCUAGCAGACUCUGUCUUUCAAAAGGCUUUAAGUGGGGAAGUGAUAUGGUCUAAAUCCUGUUAAUAAAGAUUGGCAAAAGUAUUUGGGAGUCAUGCAUUAGAGGCAUUUCUUUUUCACUUAGCUCUUAAUUUGCUUGUAAUGCUUUGAAACACCUCUACCAGUUUUAAUGUACACAGACGAGAAUAACAUAUUUGCAAUUUAGUGGUUUAAAAACUACUAAAAAGGUUGGUCAGAUGGCUAUAUUUGACUUGCAUUAAAUUUCCUAUGACUGUUGUUAUUUUUUGGUAGGAUGGCUCAUACCUUGCUGAGUUUCUGCUUGCAAAAGGUUAUGAGGUAAGUAAAAGAUCCCAUCAAAUAUAGUGCAGUCUAUUGGUUUUGGGCACUGUUGUGUUUGCAAAGAUGUUGGUAACUGUAUAGUGAAGAUUCUACUUUCUUGUCUGUGAAUUUGACAUUAAUACAAGUAGAUUGGUGCAUUAGCAACUGAAAUGUCAACUGCGAUUUUUAGAAUUGUUUACAUUUUGAUUGGAUUAGAUUUGUUAACCUUUCUUGCAAAAUUGUUUUAAUAUUUAUUGUCCUUAAUAAUGCUCUGUGAGAGGUAAUCCUAUUUAAACAUCAUUUGUGAUUACAAAACUGAUAAGAACUUGUAACUAGAUAUACUUGAUCCUUAUUAAGUACUGGUACUUCAAUCAAUUUUUUCCUCUGUUGAUUUUAAUUAUUAAUAGAUAAUUAAGUUAAAAGUUCUUAUUAUGAGUAACUACAUGACACUUGCUUUUUGUGUUUUCUAGGUGCAUGGAAUUAUCAGGCGUUCUAGCUCUUUCAACACCGGGAGAAUUUCUCAUCUAUAUGCUGAUAUCAGAACCCAUAAAAUGGGAGGUAUGCAUGCCUAUUGUACAGUGAUGUACCUUCAACUUAAGCUUGUGAGUUGGUUCUCAGAAAGUGCAAAGCCCACAAGAUUAUAGUCAACUGGCAAAGCAAGCAAACCAAAGGUCUGCUAGAUCCCUUAUAGACCUCUUGCUGCUUGAAGUCUUGCAGGCUUCACCUCUCACGCCUUAUCAGUAGUGAUUGCUGGCUCACAGCAGGGAGUGAAAUUAACUUUUUUUUUCUGAUAGCCACUUGGCUCCUAAAUUCUUCAAAGUGGUAGCCAAUUCAAAAAAAGUUGGUCGCCAUUUUCAAAGACAAACAAAAUCUUUCUUUACACUGUCAGCAUUCUAGAUAGACCCUCCAAAAUUAAGUUAGGGAAAAGAUCUUUAACGUGCUACAAAGUGGACACUAGGAUGGAUGAUAUAAAACGUUCAGGCUCAUCUAAAUCCAAGACGGCAUCUAGUUAUCAAUCGAGAUGCAUGUGCUACAUUUUGGAAACAAACUUAACGAGGAAGUUUGCUGCGGAUUUAUCUUUGCAAAUUGUUUAAAUUCACUAUAUCCAGGGUGUGAAAUAAACUUUUUUUUCUGAUAGCCACUUGGCUCCUAAAUUCUUCAAAGUGGUAGCCAAUUCAAAAAAAGUUGGUUGCCAUUUUCAAAGACAAACAAAAUCUUUCUUUACGCUGUCAGCGUUCUAGAUAGACCCUCCAAAAUUAAGUUAGGGAAAAGAUCUUAAACAUGCUACAAAGUGGACACUAGGAUGGAUGAUAAACAAUGUUCAGGCUCAUCUAAAUCCAAGAUGGCGUUUAGUUAUCGAUCGAGAUGCAUGUGCUACAUUUUGGAAACAAACUUAACGAGGAAGUUUGCUGCGGAUUUAUCUUUGCAAAUCUUUUUAAUUCACUAUAUCUCUUGGUAAGGUUAUGAUGAAACGUUCUAGUCGCCAAUUUGGCGACUAACUUUCAGGAUUUGGUUGCCAAAGUGAAAAAUUUAGUCGCAUUGGUGCCUGUAUUAGGUGCAAUUUCACGCCCUGUCUCUUGGUAAGGUUAUGAUGAAAUGUUCUAGUUGCUAAUUUGGCGACUAACUUUCAGGAUUUGUUCACCAAAGUGAAAAAUUUAGUCGCAUUGGCGCCUGUAUUAGGUGCAAUUUCAUGCCCUGCACAGGCUACUUUGAUCAUUGUUUGUCAUCAUCUUCUACAAAAUCUCAGAUCAGUGUAACUUUUGCCAAAGUUUAAAACUCUACAUCACUGUUACAGCAAAGAGAACUUAUCUAAGAAUACUUUAUUGUCAACCCUAUCACUCCCAAGAUCUCAUUAGUAAUUUUCCUUAGUGUCUGCCAUACAAUUCUUAUGAUGUGAAUUUGAAUAAUUUGGUAUUGGAUUGACAAAAUCCCUUUAUUGGUAUCCUUUGUUCAUCCUGAAUUCUAUCUCUGUCACUCAUGAGAAUUAAAGGGUUAACUGACACCAAAAAAACCCCUUGAAUUUAUCAACAAAGUGCAUGCAUGAUUUUAAUUUCUUCUAAUCAUAUUACCACUACCCCUUAACUAAUUACAAUUACUUAUACGCACAGUAUAAAGUUUUUUGUAUCAAACAUAUUUUAUGUGCUUUUUUAAUUAUAUAGAAGUGUUUUCUUUCAAAAGCUAUGAAACUACAUUAUGGGGAUCUUACUGACAGUACAAACUUAGUGAAAAUUAUCAAUGAGGUGAGAUUUUUCAGACUGUUCAGACAUCCCUGAUUUUUUUUUUGCAGUUGUGAGAUUGAAAUAUUGAUUUAAAAUUUGUGGGAAAGUUAAACUUCCUAAAAUUUAUUUGCUAGUAUGUCCAAUUGUGUUACAUAACUGAAAAGUGAGCAUAAAAUUUGACAAGUAAUGAUCCAAGAUGAAUAAUGUAUUUCUUCUACUCUAGGUGAAACCAAAUGAGGUUUACAAUUUAGGAGCUCAAAGCCAUGUGAAGGUAAUUUUUUAAGCUAAAAAGUUUAUUUUGUAGCAAUGGAGUUUGAAGAGUGUGAUUUCCUUGUUAUGAAAAGUUUAAUAUUUAGCCUCUUUAUUGAAAAGGAUCCUCUUAAAAAGAGAGUUGAAAAUUUAAACCCCUUUUUAAUAUUUUGCAGACAAACUUGUUUCAGUUGGCAUAAACAAAAAAGGUUUUUAAUUUUUCUCUUUUUUAUGAUUUCUUUGUUUAGGUUUCAUUUGAUUUAGCUGAGUACACUGCAAAUGUUGAUGCUGUGGGAACUCUCAGGCUGCUAGAUGCAAUCAAAACUUGUGGACUAGAAAAUGAUGUUAGGUUUUAUCAGGUAACAUGAUGUUCUUGCAGUUGUCCUUCAGUUUUGCCAUAUCUUCAGGGUGCUUUAUUAGCAGAUCUUAACAACUUUAGUUUGUGCUAAACAAUAGUCAAUGAAAUUUUAAUUUUUUUCUUGAGGAAAGCAGUUUAGCUACCCAAGUCCUGUUACUAUUAAAAUGCUUUAAGUAUGCUUUAUGAAUGGGACAUUCACAACAGACUGGAAAUUUCGUGUACUGUGAUUUUAACCCUUUAAUUCCUAACAGUGAUUACCAUGUAACUUUUCCCUUUGAUAUCCAUACAUCCUUCAGCAAACAGGAAAUAUGAAAAGUUAUCAAGUAGAAGUUGUUAUUUUGAUCAAAUACCAAAUUCUCCCUUAGACUUAACUCUUGUAACUAAUUUAGAAAGAAAUGUCUAGCCCCCAGAGGAGAGGAUUACUUAUCAGAUCUUUGGAGUGAAAGGGUUAUAUUGUAGGUGUCAGAAUUUUGUAGAGUUUACAUACAUUUUAAUCAUGUUUAUUUCAUUUGGUUUCUUUAAUAUAUUGGUUUAUAGGCUUCUACAAGUGAAAUGUUUGGAAAAGUUCAAGAAAUUCCACAAACAGAGAAAACUCCAUUUUAUCCCAGGUCACCAUAUGGUAAAGAUAUAUAUAAUUAUUGUUUUUAGACUACUGCAAGCUGUAAAUGUUAGUAAUCAUUCAUUUGCUGAGGUUGUUGUCAGAUUGAAAUGCAUGUUGCAAUUCAGCAAACUUAUUCCGCAAUUCGUUUUUGCAAAAUUAAACACUAAUUUUCUCCCUUAAUUUUGUUUGAACCAUCUUUAAUCCAUAGGUGCUGCGAAAGUGUAUGCCUUCUGGAUAGUGGUGAAUUAUAGAGAGGCUUACAACAUGUUUGCCACAAAUGGGAUUUUAUUCAAUCAUGAAAGUCCACGCAGAGGUAAAGAUUAAUUACCACAUGAUCUCUUAUUUAAGCAAUAGACUACUCUUUCUAUUGGUUUAGGGGUGUAAUUUGGGUUAAGGCAGUGUAGUGGGGUCCUGGGUUCAAGACCUUCACUCUUCUACAGACUGGAUUGGUUCUUAGUUGUCUUGAGUUCAACUCUUUGGCUGCACCUUGUAUAUGGCCAACUGGUCUGCCUCCUGCCAAUUGGGAUUUUUAAACACUGUUUAUUUACAAUGUUUAUUUGUAAUUUGUUGUUAUUAGGCCUGAAAAAUCCUGUUAAGGGAGUGGUUAUUGAAUGUUGUUGUUAUUAUUAUUUUAUUAUUAUUAUUAUUAUUAUUAUUAUUAUAUUAUUAUUAUUAUUAUUACUAUUAUCAUUAUUAUUAUUAUUAUAACCCACAUGGGAUGUUGAGAGCUGGAACACAAGACAAAUCAGUAAAUCAUUUCCAGUAGCCUCUAGCUUGUUAUUUACUCACGUUUUUAAGUGUUCUCUCUCUCAGGUAAGUUAUUGUGCUGAUUAACUAACAGAAAAUGCAAACAAUUACUUUUCGUAAAAUAUGAACUUUAAUUUUCUAUGGGUUUACCAUAAGCAUAUGUUGGUUUUUUUGGCCAAUCAGGGCAUUCUUUGUAUUCCUGUUAUUUUAUAACAAAUGAUAGACUUGACAUAGUUGUUAUAUAACAAAACAAAAAUCAUAGUAUUACUAAACACCAUGUCUAAGUACAGGUUAGUGAGUUGUCAUUGCUAUGAUUUCUUACCCAGGUGAGACAUUUGUAACAAGGAAGAUAACAAGAGCUGUGGCAAAAAUCCAUUUAGGAUUACAGGAUGAGGUAAAAGAACCAUAAAUUACUUUUCAAAAGGGUGCUUGUUCACUGUGCAAAUGUCUAUUUGAUAUUGAAUGUCACAAUGGAGCAUAAAAUGCAUGUGACGAGUGGCAUGUGAGGAGUGGCCAGGGGGUGUGCUGUAUGUGUAGUCCUGUUAGCAAGUGAAGCAGUUUAAUGCAUUCUGCUCGUAUUGUGCCAUCAUGAUAAUUGAGUCAGCUUCUGUGUAUAUUUCUCACAUUUGUUGUGAUCUUUGUUCCAGCUUCAACUUGGGAAUUUGGAUUCUAAGAGAGAUUGGGGGCAUGCUAGAGAUUAUGUUGAGGUAGAGAAAUAAUAUUUUGAUGUCAAACAUGGACAUAAAUAUGAUUUAUAAAGGCCCCAGUGUUCUAGUGGUAAAAGUGAAUGGGGGGGGGGGGAGAGGUAUCCCCGUCAAUAGGGUAAGCUCUGUGGUCAGAGUAUUCCCUGGCAGCUUUAUUGAUAGAUUGAAAACCAGAUAACUUAUGAAAUAAAUGUACCCUCAUAAAUCAUAGUAUAGUAAAUAUUUUACAAGUCUGAUCACUUUUCCAUCCAGCUGGGUCAUUGCAACACCUACACUGUAAAAUUAACCAAUCAUUGUACUGUAGAUAUGAAUUUAGAGCCAGAGCUUUCCCUCUUUUUGGCAACUUCCAUCACAACACUUGCUUUUAAACCUUCCCCUCUUCAACCCUCUUCAACCCUCCCCUUCACAAACCAAUCAAAAUUUUUAAAGGGGGUAAGUUUCUAAAGAAACUGUGAUGCUGUGUCAUUGGGAGAGUGGAAACGGGUAAUUUAGUACUAUCAACUGAGUUGAUAACGUAAACUAGAGUUUCCAAGCUGAUGUUUCAAGCAUUAGUCCACCAUUAGAGUGAUGGGAUGAAGGGGAAACUGGAAAAGUCAACCUUGAAACUCUUUAUGGUGGCCAGUUUACAUUAUCAACUUAGUUGAUGAUACUAAAGUACCCAAUCAAAUAUUUGUUUCAGUGAUCAAUUGUUUGUUCCACCAACCAUAUUUGUUCUGGCUUUGCAUCCCAACUUUAGAGAUCAGAGAACACACAAUUUUUUGAAUGAAUGAACUUUACCCUCAUAACAAGUCAGUGAAUAUUGUUAGCCUUUCUUUUUAUUGUAGGCUAUGUGGCUUAUUUUACAACACGAAAAACCAGAGGACUUUGUUAUAGCAACUAACAAAGUCCAUAGUGUCAGAGAAUUUGUUGAAGCAGCUUUUCAAGAAGUUGGAAUAACCAUUGAGUAGGUCUUCAUGUGAUAUUUUAUUUUAUUAAUAUUAAAGAUACAUUUUAGACAAAUCCCAAGGAAAGGAAACAUUUCGGUACUUUAGAUAAAACUAGAUGCAAGAAAGCGUGUGAGAAAGAGAAACUGCCAACAAACAUGGCUCAAUUGGACCAAAGAAGAUGGCAAAAAAUCCAGCCAUAGAGCAACUUUGCAUAUGAAAUACAUGCAGUGCCCUCAUCACUUAAAAAUGUGAUUGGCCAUCAAUCAGAUAUUUGUAGAAAUGGACUGAUUUGGGAAAGCUAUGAGCUGCAAAAGACAAUCAAAUAGUAAUAGCUUAAACAACAUUCUUUGCCCCCAAAAAAAAACAAAAACAAAAACAAAAAAAAGUGUUUCUGUCUUUUACUGUAAAUUAAAGCCUCAUGUUGCUGGUCAAAAUCAGAUGGAAGCACUCCUGAAAACAAACUGUUGGUUUUUUAAUGCUAAAUGGACAAGAAGUGGUUGUAAUGAGGUGGUUAGUGGGGUAGGUGUAGAAUGAAGUUUUACUGUUAAAAGUAGAUCCAGUCCAGGGAAGAAUUGUAUUCAAAUAUAAAAUGUAAAGUUUACUGUCUUGCAGGUGGGAAGGAGAAGGUGAUAAAGAAAUUGGUGUAGACAAAGUCAGUGGGAAGGUUCUUGUAAGGGUGAAUCCAAAGUUUUACAGACCUACAGAAGUGGUGAGUUACAUUCUUUGAUUAUAUCACAUGAAGACUGACGAGUUUAAAUAACGUUAUAAAAUCAUCAAUAUUUUGCAUGAUUUGGUCCCCUCAUGGCUGAUAGGCUGGUCUUUUAACCUGGACAAAAGGGUCUCAAAGUCCUGGCCAUCAUCCAUGGGAAUUCUACUUUUUUGUAUUCUUGAUGCCAUAACAAUUUUUUAUCUCGGGAACUCUUCAAAAGUGUCAAUAGAAUGGAACCUUUUACAUUGUAAAUUUCUGCAAUAUGGAUACAAAUUAGAUGGGCUCUUGAUUGACACAAAUACUCUGUCUGAUCACUUCAAUGAAGGGAAGUAUCUGGAAACAUGACUUUGUGACACUUUAUCUAGUCUUUAGGCAGUCCCUUAAAUGGAGAUUCCAUAGGGCUGGUGUACUACGAGUAUGAUUUAAAAUUGAUGCAAAUCUUUACAUUUGGUAGGAAUACCUUCAAGGAUCAUUUGAGAAAUCAAAGAAACUUCUUGGCUGGGAACCAAAAGUGUCUUUUGAGGUACCUGUUAAUUGUUGUUAUUAUUUUAUUCAUAUUGUAUUCAAAAUGGCAACAGGACCAAAUGGAGACCAAUUCCAUCUGUAAGAUUUCAUAUGAGUGAUGAACUGAAUCAGACAACUGUGAAGCGGGAGUCUGAUUUGUUCAUCUCGAGGAUGAUUACAGACAGAACUGGAUGACACAAAGUCCUUUCACCAAUUAAUCAAAACUAUGACAAAUUUGUGAAAGAAACUAGACAUCAAUUUUACAUUUUCAUAAAAAAAAAGAAAAGAAACAAUUAACUUGGCAAAAUGCAACACAACAACACAUGCACAUGAUGUAUUCUGUCCACUUACAUUGGCAUGAUGCAUUAACUUUCUCUUUAACUGUCCUAUUACAUUGUCCAAUCAGAAGCAUGAUGUGUACAGUAAUUCCUAUCAGUGCUCAAAUCAGGCUGGUGAUCACCAAUUUUGUUUGAGAAUUUUGUUAUAGUUUUGAUUGAUAUUGAAAUGUUAGCAUGUGUAGGAGGAUGGAAAAAGUUUGGUUCGCGGAGUGCUCUAGUUGAGUAUUUUAAACAGUUAAAUAUGUUAUAUGUAGGUGUAAGUUAUUAAAAAAUUGUGGAUAGUUAUGGUAAAUCUUAAUUCAGAGCCUCCCUUUCCAUUUUUAUCUCACAAAAGCCUUUAAGGCUUUAAAAUUCUUCAAAGGUGAGAUGUUAUUUGUGGUGGUCCAUUUAUGUUUAUUAGCAUGGUUGGAUGUAGUAGUCAUAAAUUUUUAAUGCCACAAAGAUAUUAUUAAUAUUCCCCUUCCCUAAGUAUGUGGCUUGUUUAAGUUGAAAAUUCAAGAAAGUUGCAAUGAUUUUGUGACCUUUUUACAGGAACUGGUAAAAGAAAUGGUGCAAGAAGACAUAGCACUGAUGAAGAGAAACCCAUUAGCUUAA
Pocillopora meandrina is the source of this 11290-nucleotide messenger RNA. Lineage: Eukaryota; Metazoa; Cnidaria; Anthozoa; Scleractinia; Pocilloporidae. The record is from the annotation of a GenBank genome assembly.